This is a messenger RNA of Colletotrichum fioriniae, 1107 nucleotides long. NCBI's taxonomy places the organism in Eukaryota, Fungi, Ascomycota, Sordariomycetes, Glomerellales, Glomerellaceae. The record is from RefSeq and is a predicted model, not a curated record.
AUGGAUGCUUUGGUCAACUAUACGGGCAUUGGAGGUGUCGACGCCUGGGGAGUACAUCAGAUUCUGGCAAAGAUGAAUCCCAGCUUGGAUUGGACACCAGUAAAACCCUAUCAGCACUUCUUCGAGCUUGUGGCGAUUCUGUCUGCGAGAAUUAUGCAUAGCGAUGAAGCAGCCCGUAAUCCCGCAUGGACCAAUCUCUCAAUGUCGUUUGUACACACCGCAAUCGAAUACGGCUCGGCUCUCAAGCAGUGGCCCCCUUUCCUGCGUCCAUUCGUCGCCUACUUCCUCCCGGAACGCCUAGAGAAGGAAAAGCAGUGGGCUGAAGGGCGCGAAAUUGUCGCCAAGUCCAUGGCCAGGAAAAGAGCUCUGGGUGGUGCACCUCUGGAGAAUCCUCCCACGAUGCUUGACCACCUGUCUAGCGGGGAUCAUGCAGAUAAGGCCGGUGACCUAGACCUACAACUCUUGAUGCAGAUGACCCUCGCCGUGGCGAGUAUUCACACAACCUCUUCUUCCAUGGUCCAAGUUUUGUAUGAUCUUGCUGCGUACCCUGAGUUUACCGAAGAGCUUCGCAAAGAGGUUGUGGAGGUCUUGGAGAGUUCUGGGGGAAUCUUUACCAAGCAGUCACUUGCCGAGAUGAAAAAACUCGACAGCUGGAUGAAGGAGAGUUUGAGAAUGAAUGCACCUGAUCUGACUACCUUCCAGCGCAUGGCUACGAAGCCUGUAACCCUAAAGGACGGAACUUACAUCCCUGCCGGUACGAAGAUGGAACUACCGACCAGCGCUAUCAACUUUGACGCUUCCAUCUACCCCGAUCCGCACAAGUUCGAUGGCAUGCGGUCGUACCGUCAACGCCAGGAAGACGGGAUGGCACACAAGCAUUCAUUUGUCAGCGUCACUCGUACGGAGCUUGGUUGGGGUUUCGGCAGGCAUGCGUGCCCGGGCAGAUUCCUUUCCGAUGUUGAAAUUAAGCUCAUGUUUGCGGAGUUUCUCCUGAACUACGAGAUCAAGAACUUGGAUGGACAGCCACGGUCCAAGAAUGUGGAAUUUGGAGUGAACGUGCUCCCAGAUCCGGAACAUCAGGUUUUGAUCCGAGCACGAAAGGUCUGA